UGCGCCACAAGGGGGCAGCAUCCUGUCACCUGUUGGCUACUCACUGAACCAGACUCCGGAUAUUUCCCGCUAAUUUAACAACUUCCGCCAGUUAAUCAAACCCAUUGAUCUAUGCCUGUGAUCACACGAAACAAACACCACGGACAACACCUGAUGACACGUGCAGCAGGGGGCAGCAGCGGCUGCUUGAGGAGCAUAAAGCGGAACUCUUGUGUUUGCCGUGUUUCCUGCGGACGCCUGCAGAGUGGGACCGGUGUUCAGAAGAGGGCUGAUGACCGACUACUGAUCAGAGGACCGUGAUGCAGUGCGGCUGGCUUCAUUCAGGUCCGCAGUUGUGGCUCCGGUGCGUCCACAGACAGGUGAGGGUGACGGCGGGAAAGCAGCGGGAGGAGCACCGCGGCUGGCUACUGACCGUGGACCCGGUCUCCCACAGUGUGGCUCUGGUGAGUUUCGGGGAGGACGGUGCGUCGGUCCGGGUGGUUCUGGGUCACGCUGUGGAACACGUGGAGGUUCUGCAGGAACCGGACCCGGACACGGAGGAGCGGCUCCGCUCCCUCCUCCCGCCUCCGGAGACCGGCGGCCCGGAUCCGGGCGAGCGACGCCGGAGGAGGUCCGGAGUUCGCCGCUGGCUCCAGCAGAACCGGGUUCCGGUAGAGGAGGAUGGGAAUGAACUUCGGGUCGCCCGUGUUCUGACCAUCCGGGCCCCAUAUCGACCCGACGACUGCAGCAGCGCCAACCAGAUCAUCCUGGACAGGGUCCAGAGACUGCUUCGGGUCCAGCCCGACCCGGUUCCUGAUUCUGACCCUGUUCUGGAGACCAGCCCGGCUCCAGAGACUGCUCCGGGUCUAGAUGGACCCAUUCCACCUGGGCAUUGAGACGGAUCCAGAGCGGUUCUGGUUCAGUCUGGAUCCAGUUCCUGUUAAACUGGCUUUAGAUGAGCCAUCUGGUACCAAACAGGUUUCUGGACCACAGUCUGGAUCUAUCAGAAGCUCCUGAACAGAACCAGGUGGAAACGGGUGUGCAUGGCCCUUUAAAUCUGAGGGCUGAAGCCCCGCCCCUUCCUGCUGGUCUCCUCCAAUCAGCUGAUCAUGAAUCAGUUUAGUUUGAAUCCUUUCAAACCAAACUGACUUUCUGUUCCGGUUGUGUUUCUCUGGACCUCCUGUCAGCUAGCUGGGUUUAAAGUUCUGCAGAACCGGGCCACGGACAGUGCGGUCCUGAUUGGUCCAAUAAAUCAGAUUCUACCAUUAA
Molecule: messenger RNA, 1248 nt
Organism: Xiphophorus hellerii (green swordtail)
Lineage: Eukaryota; Metazoa; Chordata; Actinopteri; Cyprinodontiformes; Poeciliidae
Gene: gemin6
Product: gem (nuclear organelle) associated protein 6
Exons: 3
Coding region: 300-875 (191 amino acids)
Biological process (GO): spliceosomal snRNP assembly; spliceosomal complex assembly
Cellular component (GO): nucleus; SMN complex
Source: RefSeq, a predicted model, not a curated record